Molecule: messenger RNA, 901 nt
Organism: Aplysia californica (California sea hare)
Lineage: Eukaryota; Metazoa; Mollusca; Gastropoda; Aplysiida; Aplysiidae
Product: ATP synthase mitochondrial F1 complex assembly factor 1
Biological process (GO): mitochondrial proton-transporting ATP synthase complex assembly
Cellular component (GO): mitochondrion
Source: RefSeq, a predicted model, not a curated record
UUUACAGGCUCUGUUCGGGACAAGGUCACAAGUUUAUUUCCGGUAUAAACAUUUCGGCAUCGACUCCGGCAAAAGCUCUGCUGGGUUUCUGUACUUCGUCACCUUAAGAUUUUGUACGUUGUGGGAAGUGCACUGAAGCCACGGAUGUCUGUGAGAUCCAUCUUGUCAAAGUCCUUGCAAGCCAGGGGGUUUGGAGUCAGGUCAAAACCCUUGCGUCAAAGCCUCUGUCGAGUCCUCAUCUCAGCUGAAAACAAUACUGCUUUUUCUUCUGCUACUGCCAGAAUGAGCAGCAGUAGUUCCAAUGCAAGUUCGGUUGACAUUUCAGGCAACCCAUUCUUUGAGAAAUACAAGGCCAAAAUUCAGCACAUGCAAAGCACCAAUCCAGAAGAAUAUGAGGAAAAGUUAAAAGAACUUGCUGAGAGGUUGGCCCCUAAGCCUGUUGAGCCCCAGGUCUCUGAGAAUACGACAAAGGGGAAAAGCGAAGCUGAAGCACCGAAAGUUGUCCCACCAUCUGAAGCUGCUCGAGCUGGUGUUGGAAUGACACGCUCAAAAGGCUUGGAUUCCGUAAUGAAACUGGAAACGAUUCAGGACAAAUCAGCUGAUGAGAUUACCCAGAUUUGGAAUCAGUAUCACAGCACUAAAGAUUGCGUGUUUGCCGUCCUGAAGGCUGAUGAAUUUGAGAACCUAAUUGAGAAGUCAAAGGAAUGUCCCGUGUUUGUGUUUCCUAUACCGCGAGAUGAUGGCUUUGAGUUCAUCCUUUGCCAGUUUGACAGACAUGAUGUUUACUUCACUCCACUGGCAAUGUUUCAGAUGGUCCGAGAGAAUGCUCCUCCAUGCCUAACUUUAUCACACUACCCAGAACUGAUGGAGAGUAAAGGAAUUGUCUUGAUGGAAGGACACU